This is a messenger RNA of Mycosarcoma maydis (corn smut), 1223 nucleotides long. RefSeq lists its product as uncharacterized. The record is from RefSeq and is a predicted model, not a curated record. NCBI's taxonomy places the organism in Eukaryota, Fungi, Basidiomycota, Ustilaginomycetes, Ustilaginales. The transcript has a single exon. Gene Ontology annotation, cellular component: nucleus; cyclin-dependent protein kinase holoenzyme complex. Gene Ontology annotation, molecular function: protein kinase binding; cyclin-dependent protein serine/threonine kinase regulator activity. Gene Ontology annotation, biological process: regulation of cyclin-dependent protein serine/threonine kinase activity. The annotation marks the transcript as partial.
CCCCCGCCAUCACUGAUCUGAUCAAGAGCCCAGUGACCCGCGAGAUGGUCGUCUACCUCGCCAAUCAGGCCGCUCACGUCAUUCAGUGCGGCUCGUCACAGUCUCCGGACACACCACCAGCCACCCCAACACGAUCCAUUGCCUCGGCGGAAGCUGAUCCUGCGGGCAAGCUCGAGAUCAACGGCCUUCCCAGUUUGGAAACCUUUAUCGCACUCCUCGUCGAGCGCUCCAACGUCCAGGUGCCCACCCUGCUCUGCACUCUCGUCUACCUGGAGCGCUUGAGGUCGAGGCUUCCGCGCGUCGCCAAGGGCAUGCAUUGCACCCGUCACCGUGUCUUCCUCGCUACCCUCAUUGUCGCCGCCAAGUACCUCAACGACUCUUCGCCCAAGAACAAGCACUGGACCAAGUACGGAGCUCUUUUCUCUCAGGCCGAGGUCAACUUGAUGGAGAAGCAGCUCCUCUACCUUCUUGACUACGAUCUCCGAAUCGAAGAGGAGGAGCUCAUGGUGCACUUUGCCCCCUUCUUCCGUCGUGUUGAGACGCGUGCCGAGGCUGGCCGUCGCGAGAUGCACCUCCGCGGUCUCGAUUGUGGGCGCGAACGCGAGCGCUACGCUCGUGCGAGCGAGCGCCGUGUCCACCUUCGCAAUCUGCCUGCCUCUGAGGUGCCGUGCUGGAACCAGAAGAGCGAGACGAGCCGCUAUGAGCAGCACCGCCGCUCCGAGGCGUACGACUCGCCCGACUCACUUGAUGCUUCGCCCAAGGAGAUGUACUCGCACUCGUCUUCAUCACUCAUGAGCCGACAGAACUCUGCCGAGUCUGCGGUUAGUUCGACUUCGUCUGAAGCCGAGCUCACCGAUGACAAUGGCUCUUCGUCCUCGUCGGCCGAAGAGUACGACGACUACGAAGAUGACUACCUCGAGCAGGAAGGCCUUGACGCACGCAUGCAGCAGCACUCGGUUUCCUGCCUGCCAUCGAGCCAGUCACAUCCGGUCAUGGUUGCUCACGGCGAUGAACUUGAAAGUCACAAGUCGGGCUCGGCCAUGCACCGCUACCUCUCGCAGGCUUUGCCAUCGAGUCUCAAGAAGAGCACCUCGUCGCAUAUUGACAUGCAGCAGCCAAGUCAAGCACACAUUCCGGUCUCACACUCGAUGCGCAGCGUGCGCAGCAGCUCGAACCUCUUGUCAAGAAUGCUCGGUGGGCACCAGUCUUCCGCUGCAUACUAG